Molecule: messenger RNA, 1350 nt
Organism: Penicillium riverlandense
Lineage: Eukaryota; Fungi; Ascomycota; Eurotiomycetes; Eurotiales; Aspergillaceae
Product: DUF4419 domain-containing protein
Exons: 1
Coding region: 1-1350 (449 amino acids)
Source: RefSeq, a predicted model, not a curated record
AUGCCCGUCACAAUCACUACAACCAGUCUCCCUCCACGUCGAUGGGAGAAACGAAAGAUAGAAACGGCCGAAGAUUUGUUCAAGGAAUCGUGUCAGAGAGAGAAUCGUCGCAGUCGAGGGGUGUUGCAGAGCUCUUUUUCCCCUAGCCUUUUUAAUAGGUGCCAUGUCUCUGCGUCACAGCACGGCUUCGUCUGGGCCGUGAUUCACGCCUAUAGUUAUCAUCACAACCUGACCAUCCGACCGGAAGACGUGUGGUUUUCUAUUCUCACACAGUUGAGCUUCUUCGUCAAUGCACACGCAGAGGCACUGCGAUCAUUCUUUGUGGCACAUAAAGGGCAGAAAGAGUUGGAAGUCACUGGUGCCGGAAAUAUCAAGUCGGCAGAUUUUGGUGCUCUUGCCGUUGAAAUGACUAGGCUUAUUGAAAAGAACGUGGUGGAUCCGGAAUUGCGUAACUGGAUUAUGCCCGAGUUUAGCACUACAACUGAAGUCGACAGUGUUGUCGCGGCUGUCCUGAUGAUGGGUGCGAUGCAGAAGUACUUCUCGUUCACCAUGUCCCUUAUGUGUGGCAUUCCUUCCGUCACCUUGCUGGGAGAGCGGGAAGACUGGGCAUACAUGGUGAAGAAACUUGACAAGCUGCACCAACUUGGCGAUCAGCCCGCGCGAUUCUCUCAGCUUCUUCGGCCGAUCCUAAAUCACUUCGUCUUGUCCUUUGAUAGACCAGAGUCCCCUCAGGUGAAAGAUUUCUGGAGCAAAUGUGCACACAAGUUACGCGGAAGUGGAACCUGCACGAUAUCUGGCUGGAUUACAACCUUCUGCUUCUGGGAUGUUGAGGGGCAGCUGUUGUCUUGGGCGCAUCCGGUCCAUCAUGUCUCUUCUCCCGAGUUUGAGGCACAAAACACGGACUUCGGAUUGGAUGAUGUUUUGUCGAGAGGAGUUGACACAGACGUCAUCCCAUCCGGCUACGCCUCCGUCCCAAUUACUGUCAAUGACAAUGGGGUUACUCACAAAACUACGAUGCUAGCAGGGCUGGUCGGCAUUCAAGCCACCUCAAGCGGGGCGAUGCUAGACGGCACUCCACAUUACGGGGGUUUCCAAAUGUACCAAUGGACGUCAAACGUUACAGUGGAACCGAUCAUUUCUAGUCCUAAUCCCGCAACCGAGGAACCAGGGCUUGAUUCCAUCCAGCCCUUAUCGGGUUGGUGGAUGUACGAAAAUGAAACCAAUGAGGACGCCGAGAAACGUGCCGUUCAUAUCCAGAAGCUGAAGGAUGAGAUAGCCAAGAGCGAGGAUUCCGACAACGGUGUGGAUUCCGAACUAUACCGCAAAUAUCAUCACCUCUUGGCGUUCUGA